Molecule: messenger RNA, 2622 nt
Organism: Necator americanus (New World hookworm)
Lineage: Eukaryota; Metazoa; Nematoda; Chromadorea; Rhabditida; Ancylostomatidae
Exons: 3
Coding region: 1-2622 (873 amino acids)
Source: RefSeq, a predicted model, not a curated record
AUGGAAGCUGGCCGCAGCCUAUGGACUACGUUUACGUCUACGCUCAAGAACAACGGCAGCUACGAGAGAGAUGUUCAGCAAAGAUGCGCUAAAGCCACUUCUGCAUUCAACUCCUUAACGAAAUGCCUGUGGUCGACCCCCAUCACCAACGAAGUCAAGCUGCGAGUCUACCUAUCCGCAAUUCGCCCCAUCAUGAUGUACGGAUCGGAGACUUGGGCAGCACCACCAGCGCUUAUGGAGAGGCUUGACUGCACGGAACGAAAGCCGCUUAGAUGGCUACUUGGCUACUUUUGGCCAAGGGUAUGCCACAAUGAUGAUCUUCACGCAGAAAUUGAUGUGGUAUACCGGCGGAUGACACGUGGAAGAUGCCAACAUCUUGCACCGCCAUCGAAAGUGGCUAAAGUAAAUCGUCUUCGCUUCUUUGGUCAUAUAUUAAGGAGAUCGGCAGAUCGCCUUGUUCAACGAGUUCUGAGGAGUUUCCCGGGUUCGAGUUGGAAAAAGCCAUCUGGCCGAAAACGGAAGUUCUGGACUGAGGGGGUGAAAGAGGACCAGAGGACAUUCAGCGUGGAUAGGCAGUUCAGGCGAGACGUAAUGUUUCGCAGAAUAUGGAAUAGCGACGAAUGGACUGAUUCUGUGCUAGCUCUCGCAGAAGAUCGAAAAGGUUGGGCAGAGCUGUGUUCAAUGACGCCACACCUCAGCGAAGAUGCGGGUAAUCGCGUCAAGUCAAGCAAGACUACCAUCAACUGGGAUCUCUUCGCUACGCUAGCCGGCUUUUGGGAAGAUUCUGCAAUGGACAACAUCGACGAGGAAUAUGACCGGCUUGUCGAACACCUUCACGACUGCGCGAAGAAGGCUGAGAGUUUUAAAACCACCAAGAGGCGUCUGUCUCUUGAAACUCUUGAGCUGAUACGCCAGCGUGGAGCAGCACGAGCCGCAGGGAACCAAGAACUCACGUCCGAGCUCGCAAGGCUUUGCCGAGAGGCGAUAAAGGAAGACCUUAAAGAGAGAAGAGCAGAAGUGCUGGCUGAAGCUGCAGAGGCGGGGAAAAGCAUCCGCUAUGCCCGUCGAGACUUCGCCAGUCGCAAGACGAGGAUGACUGCUCUCCGGAACCCAAAGGGAACAGCCAUUGCAUCGAGAAGGGGGAUGGAGAAAAUCAUCUACGACUUCUACUCUGAUCUCUUCGACAGCCAUGUCCACUUGCCUCCUCACCAUCUGAGGGAAGAUGGACAAGUCAUUCCAGAGGCUCUCCCGUCCGAAAUACGACAUGCUAUCAUGUCGGUAAGAAAUCGUACGGCACCCGGUCCCGACAGAAUAAGACCAGAACACCUGAAGAGCCUUCCGCCAGUACUCAUCAACACCCUGGCGAGGCUCUUUACACGUUAUCUGUCGGAAUGCAAGGUUCCUAAACAGUGGAAGACCAGCAAGACCGUGUUGUUGUAUAAAAAGGGAGAUCCACAUGACAUCGGCAACUAUCGCCCAAUCUGCCUACUGUCCGUCAUCUACAAGCUCUUUACAAGAGUAAUCCUUAAUAGGAUUGAAAAAGUCUUGGAUGAAGGACAGCCAUGCGAGCAAGCAGGGUUUCGAAAAGGAUUCAGCACGAUUGACCACAUUCACACUGUUUCGAAACUCAUCGAGGUAUCACGAGAGUACAAGAUGCCGCUCUGUCUCACCUUCAUCGACUUAAAGAAGGCUUUCGACUCGGUUGAGACGGAAGCGGUCGUGGAAGCCUUGGACAACCAAGGCGUCCCUACUCAAUAUAUAAAGGUACUUCGAGAGUUGUACAGUAACUUCACGACCGCAAUUUCGCCAUUCUACAAGAACAUCGUCAUUGACGUGAAGAGGGGGGUCCGACAGGGUGAUACAAUUUCACCCAAAAUAUUCACAGCCACCCUCGAGAACGCAAUGCGAAAGUUGGAAUGGGACGACAUGGGAGUGAAGGUUGAUGGUCGGCAGCUACACCAUUUGCGCUUUGCUGAUGACAUGGUACUGGUAACACCUAGCAUCAGCCAAGCGGAACGAAUGCUGACCGAAUUCGACGAAACAUGUGGAUGCAUCGGUCUUCAGCUGAAUCUACAAAAGACGAUGUUCAUGCGGAACGGAUGGGUCUCGGAUGCCCCAUUCACGCUCAACGGAACGAACAUAUCCGAAUGCACCAGCUACGUUUAUCUGGGUCGGGAACUGAACAUGAUGAACGACCUGACCCCCGAGCUGGGCAGGAGGAGACGAGCGGCUUGGGGAGCGUACAAGAGCAUCGAGGAUGUAGUGAAGAAGACCAGGAACACCCGGCUCCGUGCUCACCUCUUCAACACCACCGUACUUCCUGCUUUGACCUAUGCUUCGGAAACCUGGGCAUUUCGCAAGCAGGAAGAAAACGCGGUGAGCGUCAUUGAACGCGCAGUUGAGAGAGUGAUGCUAGGAGUAUCCCGUUUCACGCAAGUGAGGGACGGGAUUCGAAGUUCUCUCCUACGUCAGCGAUCGAAGAUUAGAACCGCCGCCGCGUUUGCCAUAGAAAGUAAAAUAAGGUCUCAGAAUGGUGCCCCUGCACCACGAAGCAGUAGGAUUGGAUGGCACGUGUCCAACUGCGCCCGAAGGCAAUGGAACGCAUGCCAUAGCGUCAUGUAG